Messenger RNA from Trichoderma aggressivum f. europaeum, 1071 nucleotides. RefSeq lists its product as uncharacterized. Bases 1 to 1071 code for a protein of 356 amino acids. The record is from RefSeq and is a predicted model, not a curated record. The transcript is spliced from 4 exons. NCBI's taxonomy places the organism in Eukaryota, Fungi, Ascomycota, Sordariomycetes, Hypocreales, Hypocreaceae.
AUGGCCCCGUUGGGAGUCCGCACCCUGCAAAAGGGCUACAUGCUUUUGCUGGUGUUGUCAUUUUCCACUUGGAUUUCUGCCAUUAGCAUCAACGUUUGUUCUAGUUUCAACACAGGCGAAACGCCAUUGAACGUCAGCAUAUAUCAAACGAAUGGCCUUUGCGGAGGAUUCUGUACCAAGAAGAAUUACGCCUUUUCCAUCACACAGCAAAAUUCAUGCUGGUGCUCCAACUACUUCCCUGACAAGGCCUCAACGGUUGACGUUAAGAACUGUAAUGAUCCUUGCCCGGCGUGGCCCUCGGAGAACUGCGGCGGCCCUGGAUUAUACGGUUAUAUCUUGUUAAACGAAGUCGCGCCGUCGGGCACCAAGACGGAACCGCCUCCAACAUCAAGUCCAACUCAGAGCACAGCUUCAACAUCCGCUACAACGGCCUCCAGCUCCACAACUACUUCCACCUCCGCCUCCGCCUCAUCCUCCUCUUCUUCCACAUCAGAGACGUCGACUACUUCCUCGAGUAGCUCAUCCUCUUCAUCGACCGAUUCGUCGUCGUCCUCUUCCACCACCUUCUCCACCUCCACCACUUCCACCACGCCACCUCCUGGGCAGACGUCGGAUAACAGCUCUCCCUCGCAAGACCCAAGCGGAGACAGCCAAAACGCCACACCGGUGAAGCAUUCUGGACUGGGUACGGGUGCCAUUGUUGGCAUCGUGGUUGGCGUUGUUGGCGGCUUGCUCGUCCUUGGUGGUGCUGCUUUCUUCUUGUACCGGCGGAGACGACAAAGCAGGAACGACGAGUACCGGGACGACCCGAGCGUCAGAGGCAGCUCAUCCGGCAUGGUGGGAUCGGUUCCCCCAGAGAUGAGCGCCAACAGCGGCUCGCCGGCUUCGCCAGUUUCGGCCGUCAACAGAAACAGCACCAUCCAGAUCGAUCCUCGAAUGGACCCGUUUAAGCAAGGCCUAUACAUCCGCGGCAGCCACGAGAGUCUUAACACGAUCCGCGACGAUCAUGACUAUUCACGACGGAUCCACCCCCCGGUGCUCCGGGCCACGAAUCCAGACCCCGAAGAUUGA